AUGAGCUCGGCCAGCUUGCACGCUCGCACCCCCUCGGAAGCGCGGCUGUUCAACCUGGGCUGGAAGGAUCUUCAGGAACGACGGUCGGGAACGAGCGGAACGAGCCGGUGUUCGAGCUCGGGAUCCCCGUCCCAAUCACCCCACGAGUACGACAGCGACAGUGAGGAGGACCAAGAGCGCGACUUCCCCAUGUUGACUCCGUCGAUCAUUGAGGAAGAGGAGGACGCUUUCGCUCGAGCGGCGGCCAAGGCGCUGCAGCAGCUUCAGUCCGGCGGAGUCGUCCCGGCAGGAGGCGCGCCACGAGCGAUCUUGCGCCCGUCACUACAUUCGCAAAGCUUGCUCGGACCGGACUACAGCCUCGACUUUGUGCACAAGCGCCACGACGUCGACUGGUGCUCGCAACAGCAUUUGCCCCAAGCCUCGUCGCCCUAUACGAAUGCAUCGGCGUCGGACGGCGGAUAUUGGUCACCGGCUUCUCUGAGCUCUUUCGGAUCGUCGUCGUCGGGCGGGUCGUACUCGUCCAUCUCGUCGCGCGAAGGCGAAGACGGCGUCGAUGACUACAUUUUCUCCAAGUCUUGCUCGGCCGAGGCUACAACUCCUUCGUCGGUCUCAUCCCUGGCCGCUCGUCGAGGCCGACCAAUGCGGAUCAAGCUUCCACCUCGCCCGAACUCGUUCGGCUCCAUCUCGCCUCCGGCCGCGGAGAGACCCGAAGCGACGCGCAACUUUGACUCUUUGCACCGCCCCGUCGGCGUCUCGGGACUGACCAACAACUUUUCUGGCAUCUCGUUGCGUUGCGACAAGAACGAGUUCGAGUCCGACCUCGAUCGACCGCUGCGAUUCAAGAGUCGUUCGCCGAGCAAACACGGUUUCGCCUUUUGA
Messenger RNA from Microbotryum saponariae, 879 nucleotides. NCBI's taxonomy places the organism in Eukaryota, Fungi, Basidiomycota, Microbotryomycetes, Microbotryales, Microbotryaceae. The record is from the annotation of a GenBank genome assembly.